AUGAUGAGCGCGUUCUACCGCAAGGCCGUGAGCGAGGACGACGGCGGUGAGACGGCGACUGGCUACCGACACAAGAUGUCGCCGCGCCGUUCGUUCAUGAUCGCUGACAUUCUGACGGCGCCACCUGGGACACCGCUAGCCGACUCCCCGCUCUGCCUGGGCCCGUCUCCCAUGCACGUCCGCGGAUCAGCCUCGCAAGGCGGUGCGACCAGUGGACCGACUUGCCUGCAGACGCCGCCGCUUGGUCCAAUAUACUCUCAGGGAUCGGCCGUGGCGGCAUUCCUUCCGGCCGCUCAUUUCAUCGGCAAGUCCAUCGAGCAAGGGUCCUUCCUUCUGUCGCCAGGUGAGUGGAGCGUGACGUCCAAGAGCAGCUGCGGCGUGACCUACUUGGCACCACUCCAACACUGCCGUCGCCGCAAGGCGCGCACCGUGUUCAGCGACCAGCAACUGCACGGACUAGAAAAGCGUUUCGAGGCGCAGCGCUACCUCUCCACUCCGGAGCGCCUUGAGCUGGCCACCGCGCUCAGCCUGUCCGAGACGCAGGUUAAAACGUGGUUCCAGAACCGGCGCAUGAAGCACAAGAAGCAGAUGCGCAAGGUGGGCGAGGACAGUUCCUCGACAGCGGUGGCGACAAGGCACGCCCUGACGGACGACUCGAACCCGGGAUCCUGCGGCUCAGACCUGGACGGCGAGCUGGACGUCGUCGGAGACGGUGGCGCGGCGCGGUAG
Messenger RNA from Rhipicephalus microplus (southern cattle tick), 729 nucleotides. RefSeq names its product brain-specific homeobox protein homolog. The record is from RefSeq and is a predicted model, not a curated record. Gene Ontology annotation, molecular function: DNA-binding transcription factor activity, RNA polymerase II-specific; DNA binding. NCBI's taxonomy places the organism in Eukaryota, Metazoa, Arthropoda, Arachnida, Ixodida, Ixodidae. Gene Ontology annotation, biological process: regulation of DNA-templated transcription.